This is a messenger RNA of Zingiber officinale, 2192 nucleotides long. RefSeq names its product protein TWIN LOV 1-like. Bases 672 to 1940 code for a protein of 422 amino acids. The transcript is spliced from 7 exons. NCBI's taxonomy places the organism in Eukaryota, Viridiplantae, Streptophyta, Magnoliopsida, Zingiberales, Zingiberaceae. The record is from RefSeq and is a predicted model, not a curated record. Gene Ontology annotation, cellular component: nucleus.
AUGAGAGAAACAUACGCUACAAGUUAAUCUAGUUGCUUUACGGAAAAAAAAUAUUUAUGAUAUCAAAAUUGGUAAUACUAAGCCUCUCAACUUAGUUUAGAAAAAUAUUUUUAAAAAUACAUCAUUACGUAUGUUUCCAUAGGUAUUGUUCUCAUUAUUUGUUGUUGAUAAGUCAGAGGAGCUGAAGAAAAUAAAUUAUAUGUUAAAGAUUUUAUGUUAUAAUGCAUAUAUUAUAUCACUAAUAUGGUAUGAUUUAACAUUAGUAAUAUAUUAAUAAUUUUAAAAGUAUAUUAUAUUGUUCUAAAGUUUUUAAAUGUAACCUAAACGGCUAAACUUAAUCUUUUAAUUAUCUAUCCAUAUCUAAAUUAUAAUAGAAGAGACAAUAAAUCCACAAGAAAAAGAUCCUAAAAUCCGACCAUAGUAUAAAUGCUCUCCCCACGUUUUCUACUGCCCAUAGAAGCCCACUCCGCACGUCUGCACUCAUCGUCACGCUCAUCAUCUGCGUGAAUUUUACUCCGUCAGAUUAUUUUUAAAAUAAUUUCAGUAAAAUUUAAACUGAAUAAAAUCUUCAAUUCUUUCUACGACUAAAAAUUUAAGGGAAAAAAAAAAUCAAAAGGUAUCUCUUUUUAUCGAAUAAUCAGCAAAGAGGCAUUUUGAAACGUCCCGAUCGAAUGUUGGCGGUCCUGACGGCUCCGGCGAUUGGACGUCGUGCCGACAGCACAUCGCUGCCGCCACUGACGUCGUCGGCGGAGCCCAUGGAUCCCCCGCACCGUCUUCUUAUCGAGCAAUCGCUCCCGGCUCGGUAUUCCGAAUGGGUCGUGGAGACGCUCGACGAGAUCGAAGGUUGCUUCCUCAUCACCGACCCUGGCAUCGCCGACCAUCCCAUCGUGUUCGCCAGCCACGGGUUCCUGGUGAUGUCCGGGUAUUCCAUCGAGGAGGUGCUCGGCCGGAACGGCCGGAUCUUCCAGGGACCUGACACCGACAGGCGGUCUGUAAUGGAGAUUAGGGAGGCGAUACGAGAGGAGCGGACGCUCCAGAUUAGCUUGCUUAAUUAUAGGAAUGACGGGACGCCGCAUUGGAUUCUUUUUCACCUCUUUCCGGUGUUUAGAGUGGAGGACAUCAGGGUCGCGCACUUUGUGGCGGUCCAAGUGGAGAUUCCCAUGAGAUCAAAGUGCUUGAGAUCUUACGCGGAGCAUAGGCAUGGUGGAGGGACUGGAAGGUUGCUCGUGGCAUGCCGGAAUGAGUGCCAAUCGGACUACAAAUUGGGGUGUGACACUGUCGUGGAAUCGUUUGUGGAUGUCGACAAUGGAGGAUUGGAAGUCAAGGAAUCACGCGAAGCAAGUGAGCAAGAGAAGGAGAAGGCGCACGAUGCUGCCAACAUCAUCCUUUCAACUCUUAUUCACUACAGUCAGCUCACAGGCAGAGUUGUCAGCGACAAAAGAUGCAGUGAGGCGGGCAUUUCUGCUAUCAAUUCAUCCCUUGUUAUUUCUCUUGGUAGAAUCAAACAGAGUUUUGUACUGAUUGAUCCCCGGCUACCUCAGAUGCCCAUUGUCUAUGCUAGUGACGAAUUCUUAAGUCUGUCAGGUUAUUCUAGGCAUGAAGUUCUGGGAUGCGACUGUUGGUUCUUGAAUGGACCUGACACAGAAGCAGAUGCUAUACAUCAGAUUAGGCAGAGCAUUCAGGCUGAGCGUUCUUGUACAAUUCGUCUUCUAAACUAUAGGAAGGAUAGGAGCUUUUUCUGGAAUCUACAUCAUAUUUCACCCGUAAGGAAUUCAUCUGGCAGGAUUGCAUUUUAUGUUAGUGUUCAGCUGGACGAGAAUACAAAGAGUGAUGACCAUGGUUUGAGUGCACCCAUGAGGCAGCUUGGUGUUGUGGGUGCAGUCAAGGUUGCUGUCAGAAGUUUAUCGCUAUGUGCUGGUCCUUCAAGGCUGGUUUCGUAGGGAAAAAUAUACAUAUAGUUUUUACAGGGUUAAUAGUUCUUGGCAUUUUGUGUGUCCUUGUUGCUUUUUCCCGCUACAAUGAACAGAAAAUGCUCUCGAAUUAUACUGAUUGUGUUUUCCUCUAUGACAUGGCUGCUGCUAUGAAAGUUGAGCAUUGUUCUUACUUGACUUAUAAAGAGGAAUACUUGGAACUCAUCAAAAAUUCUACACUGUAAAUGAGAAUGUCUGAUAACUCCUGCUAUAUUUUUAGUC